Molecule: messenger RNA, 1364 nt
Organism: Paramecium sonneborni
Lineage: Eukaryota; Ciliophora; Oligohymenophorea; Peniculida; Parameciidae
Source: the annotation of a GenBank genome assembly
AAUUUAUUUAUCCAAGAUGACCGAUUAUUUUAAGAAAAUUGACAUACUAAUAAGGAAAUAGCAAUUUUAAAAGAGUUUAAGCAAGUUAGAAAAAUUAUAAAAUGAAUUAAAUGCUAAAUUAAAUAACCCUGAAGAAUGCUCAGAAAAUGAAUUAGUAUAAUUUAUCAUUUAUAUAAGAUUCUUUAAAGCAAUAUUUAUGAGAGAUUUGCUCAAAUCUUCAUAGAUAUAAACUAAGUAUAUCGAGCUAUGCAAUAUUUAAUAAAUAUGAUCAAAAUAGAAAAAGAACUUUUCAAAACUUAAUGUGAUAAAGAGAGUGUCUUAAGAUUAUGCAAUUCUUAUGCUAAAAUUGGUAAAAAUUGAUGAUAUUUAAAGGAAGAUGUUGUUUUUAUUGUUGUUACUAUGAGUAGACCUUUAAAUAUCUUGAUUAUGCUUAAAAAUUAUUGAUCAAGCAUAAUCUAACAUAAACAGGAGUAUAUGCUAUGACAUUAACAUAAUUGGGAAAUUAUUAUAGAUUUAUGUUUUAAGAUGAUUUGGCUGAAUAAAUGCUAUUUGAAAGUAUUAAAAUUAGAGAAGAAUUAUUUACAAGAUAAUCAAUUGUAAAUAUUAUAAUCAUUUUUAGGAAGUAGCUGAUUCUUUACAUGGAUUAUCAUAAUUAUUUUCUGAUGAAGGAAAAAUUGAUGAAGCUAUGAAAUCUAUUUCAGAAGCUAUUACAAUAUGGACUGAAGUAUUAGGAUAUUAACAUAUAAAAACUGCUAAAUCAAUUUAUUUAAAAGGAAAUCUAUAUUUAAGAAUGAAAAAUACUCAGGAAAGUAUUAUUAUUUUAUUAAUUCUAGAUUUGUAAUCUGCUGAAAAACUUAUUGCUGAAAGUUUGGAAAUAAAUCUAAAAAUUAUGGGAGAAUAUUCUUAGGAUAUUGCUGAUUGUUAUCAUUCAUUGGGAAAAAUUAAGGCUUAUAAUAAAAAUUCUAAUGAAUUUGAAUAAUAUUUUUAAAAAUCUCAAGAAAUACUAAAAGCAUUGUAUGGUUAGAGUCAUGCAAGUAUUGCAAUUAUUCUUAAUAAUUUUGGAAGAUCUUAUUAUGAAAGAAAGUAAUAUGAAGAAGCUGUAAAUUGCUUUGAAGAAUCAAUUAAAAUAUAUACUUAGUUAUGUGGCAAAAUGCAUGGUAAUUUAGCUAUUACCCUAAAAAAUUGUGCUGAUUGCCAUAAAGAGUUAGGUAGAUAUAAAUAAGCUUAUAUUGAUUACCAAAAAUCAUUAGAAAUUUAUUAGGUAUUUUUUGUACUUAAAUUAGAAAAUGUAAAUAAACUCUUCAUAGGCAAAUUAAAUUUUAAAUUUAAUGUUCUUAAUCUCAGAUAAGUACUUAGAGGACUGA